Onychostruthus taczanowskii (white-rumped snowfinch) is the source of this 3208-nucleotide messenger RNA. RefSeq lists its product as uncharacterized. The transcript has 6 exons. Lineage: Eukaryota; Metazoa; Chordata; Aves; Passeriformes; Passeridae. The record is from RefSeq and is a predicted model, not a curated record. Bases 20 to 1882 code for a protein of 620 amino acids.
AGGAAACCAGUGGAAGCAAAUGAAGGAGCCCAAAGCAGUGACCAAGGCUCAGCCAGAGGAGCUGCCAUUCCCUGGGCCUGGUAGUGCUUCAGUGCAGAGGCAAAAUACCAGUGGCCUGGAAACAGGAGAGGAUUUGGAAGGGAAGAUGUUGCUUGCCCACCUAGCUGCUAGUGAGAGAGAUGAAGUCCCAGCAGAGACCUGGGCUCUUCCCUCAACAGCACUGCCCGUGGAAGUCUCCUCCAGCCCUCAGUCAGCAGUGGAUGUCUGUCCCCAUGAUGUAUUAUACGUUUCUGAUCUCAUCACAUUUUCCUCUCGCUUCUGCGGCCCAAAUUCCCCUGUGAACAAGACCAUGGUGUUUGGUUCAUCUCUGGAAAUGGUGGAGGUAAUCAUGGAGCUGAUCACCACCACGGACCGGGGCCGAGGCUUUGCGAUGCUCUUCGAGUACAGGAACAUCACUGACCCCAGCAGUGUGGAUGCUGUGAGGCAGGAGAGGAGGGAAAACAUGAUGGUGCUGGCCAUUGGAACAGGGAUUGUUGUCUUUGCUCUUGCUUUGCUCUCUGCCUUCUGCGUAGCUUGCAGGCAGAGAACGUGCCCCAAAAGGAGCUCAUCCAACGCAUGCAGUGACCAGGAGAACAGGAUCCAGAACUCCACUGUCGAUAUCAAUGAGCUCCAGCUGGUGGUGCCAAGCCGGGAGAAUGAAAACAACAACCACUCUGUGAGCCGGGAGCAGGCGGUCACUUCCUGCAGAGGCAGCACAGAACGGUCUCCUCAGGACACUGACCCAGAUGUGCCCUCCUCCAUCUCUGCAGUGACCACUGAGACUGGGAGUGAUGAAGUGUUUAUCAUUUCUGCUGGACCUGGGACCAGUGGGCUGAGCUUUACCACCUACAGGAUACAGGACAAAAACCUGAAAAGAAGCGUCACAAGCCCGGCCUCUGUGUCUGACUGGCUGAGCUCCCACCCCACAGCUGCAGGAGCGGACGCUGCUGAGAAGGGGAACGCGCAGCUGGAGAAUCCCUGUCCCCGGCAGCGCACCUGGAGCGCCCGCACCUUCCACGACCUCCUGGCUCCCAUCCCACAGCUGCAGAAAAGAUGGUGCAGCUGGAGCACCAACAGCCCCUUCACAAAGCUGGUUGACAGCAGCGGUUUUUCUACAGCUGCAAGACCCCAAGGUGUGCCAACCAGAAAGGUAAUCUCAGCCACUGAGAUCGAGGGAGCAUCAGAGACUGUUUACUCUGAUUCAUCUGCCAGUAAUGCCUCCUAUCCCCUCACUCUGUCUGCACAGAGGCAGCGAAAGUUAACCUCCUGCAAUCUGAAGAAAUCCAGAUUUGGAAACCCUUAUUUUGGAUUUUUAGCCAGUUCCCCUGACAGCAAACAUAUGAGGUCCUUAGAUCCCUCAAGACAUCUAGGGGCAGCAUCUCCAGUUAACAGCCAAAGCCCCAAAAAUCUUCUAGAGAGCUCCAACCCACUGAAAAUCAACUUGGUUAACGGCUCAAAAACAAAGGAGCUUAUGGUAGAAACAGACAAAAACAAACCCGUUUUUGUUAUUUCUGAAGAAGGGGAUGAUCAGCAGCCUCUGGUCCUGGCAGAACACCUCAGUCAGUGUGGAGAUCACCUGUCAGAGCAAAAUGCUGUGUAUGCUCCGGCCGUGCCAGAGAAACAGCCGGCGGUUCUGACUGCGGAGAGGAGCAGCUCUGCCCCCUUCCCACCGAGCCUUCCCCUUUGGGGAAAAUCCCCCACAUCAUACCAAGGCCAGGGGAAGGCCCCCAGCUCCUCCAGGGACCAGCAGAGCUCAGCAGGUGCAGAUGCCAGCACUGCUGAGCCCUCACAGAACUGCAGCACCCCCGCUGCUCCCACGCUGUGCCAAGCUUCAGUCCAGUGAUGUCCUCGGAGAGACAGGAACAUCAGUUCCCAAAGCCAGAGGGAGCAGGGACACGAGCAGAGCAGAAGCUGUGCCGAGUUGAGUGUGGCAGUCACACGUGGCAGCUUUGUUGAGAGCAGCCUUUGCUUCGCAGACGUUGGGACUGAGAUUGCAAGGACACAAACCACAACACAACUCCCCUUCAGCUCACUAACCUCAUCUCUCUUCUCCUGCAUGAGACUUGGAUGUAGUUUGUACAAGAAAGCAUCCUCUGGAAAGGCACUUCAGAGUGCAGAACCCCUUUCCUGGGAUGGGAGUGAAAGUAACCUGGGGUGGUUACACUGUGGUUUAUAUCUGAAAUGUCAAUCAGUCCCUGUCCCUGUGGCAUCACUUGAGUCUUUCUGUUAGGAGCUCUGAGUUAGCUUCUGUUUAUAGCUCUGCCUGUACAAUCCAAGCCUUGCCAAGCCAAGGGUAAGAAUUCAAUCAUGCAUGUUUGCAUACAGUUUUGUAAACUUCAUUUUAAGUAUUUCAUAACUUCUGCAGUCUAGCACAAAGCUUACCAAGCAUUAGCAGCUCUAAUAUUAAAGAACAAGAUUAUCUCAUCUCCUAACUCUUUAGAGAAGUGUACAGACAAGCUGAGCAACCCAAUACCAGAUGCUUGUUCUAUUAAAGUCUGAUGUAGCUUUAUCUUUGUUAGGUCUACAUAGGCUUAGAACACCUCAGUCCACUACAUUAAAUGACUCCUCAUGGCAACAGGAGCAUGUGUACAAAAACACUGAAAUACUAGGAAUAGUCUCCAGCAUCCAACACUUGGAUAUUUGCAGCUGCUCUGAUCCUAUAUUCACCAGCUAUUUAUUGCUGGUAACGCACAUUGACUAGAGAACUAUUCCCCUUCCUUUAGCAGGCAAGACUUGAAAGACAAAAUUAAGGUGGGGCAAACUUGAGUGCUCACUUUCUUUAGAAAUUAACCCUACGUGGCUGUGCCUCCCUGAGUACAAGUCCAGGGCAUUCAAUGGAACACUGAACCAAAGGGAAGCCUGCUAGUCCUAUUGCCUUUAAUAACCCCAUCAGUAUUUUAAUUUCCUCCUGGUGAUAUUUUCCUAUCUUUGCAAGAGACUCCUGCAUGUUUGUCCCACAAUUCAGAAUUGUUUUUCUCUCUUAAAUUAAACAAUUCCCUCUGAAGCUGCAUUUUGCAGCUGAAACAGCACAUUGUUUUAAAGCAAUAGUAUGUCAUAAAACAGGUGUCAGAAAGAAAUCUUCUGCACAAGUCUUCCCCUGUAUUAGCUGCAGUGUGCAUCCAGUUAUCUUAAUCCUUCUCUGUGAAGGCAUUUAAGACUGAUUGCUGAA